Molecule: messenger RNA, 696 nt
Organism: Rhodofomes roseus
Lineage: Eukaryota; Fungi; Basidiomycota; Agaricomycetes; Polyporales; Fomitopsidaceae
Exons: 5
Coding region: 110-340 (76 amino acids)
Source: RefSeq, a predicted model, not a curated record
UUCCAGGAUAUUUGGGUUCCACGUUCAUUCACAGAUUUCUUAUCUGCGUGGUUAAAGCGCGACAGACUUCCCCCACUCCCUACGGUCUACCCACUCAGCCGGAUCGACCAUGGAGACAGACGGCCAUCGGAUGCGCCUGAAUAACCUCCUGCAAAGCCGGAAGACUCUGCAGUUAACCUGGCAGACUACCCAGUCUGGGCUGGCUCAUCAACCUACUUGGCAGGCCAUCGCGUACAUCAAUGGCGCGGAGCACGGCAGAGGAACAGCCCAGACGCAGGGACAAGCGAAGGAAUUGGCAGCAAGAGAAACUUAUAAUAAGCUUGUGAGCCAAUCUCGGUAACUCCACAAUGGAACGGUCGGCGUAAUCUAGGCUACCUACGAGGUCGUCAGAUCUUGAUGUUGCCCUCUUGCUAACAGCCUUAGCUGUGUAGCGGUUCUGGGGCAACCUCUUGACGAGUUUUGGCUUAUAUGAACGAAAUGAAUGACUGCUAUACUUACGCGACGUUACGCUCACCGGAAGCUGCCGCAGUGUAACCGUUACGAGCGAGAGCAGGGACAUAUCGGGAAUUCGACCGGCAGCAUGACCCGGAGACUCGGUUCAAGCGAUCUUACUGAUACACAGCCAACAAGGCCAACAAUCCAGGAUACUCGAAUAGCUCCACAACUUAUUGAACAUGCUUCCAUCUAUAAUCAAGU